AUGGCCACGCCGGCCGGCGCCGCUGAUGCGGCAGCUCCGGCUGCGGCCAACGGGGCCGCGGGCGCCCCCACCGAUCCCGGUGCCACAUCGGCGGAGCCUAAGAAGGCCUGGUACAAGCUCAACGCGAAGACGUUAUUGACGAUACGCAACUUCUUUAAAAUCUUCCACUAUGGAACAUUACUCGACAAGUUUAUCAUAGUGGGGUCAAUCAUUGGCGCUAUCGGUGCCGGCCUUACCAUGCCGGUGAUGAACAUUGUAUUUGGACAACUGGUCGGCACCUUCACCGGGUUUUUUAUGCAAGGUACAUCAGAGACACAAGAAGACUUUGAGAAAGCAGUCAACCAGGGAGUAUUAUACAUCGUCUAUCUGUUCAUUGCCAGGCUCAUCUUGACAUACCUCUCCAAUCUGGGCUUCCGCAUGACGAGUCUUCGCAUCUCAGCAAAGAUUCGCCUGCACUACCUACGAUGCUUAUUCAACCUCCCAAUCUCAAUGCUAGACAUGUUGGCGCCUGGUCAGACAGCCGCCAUUAUUACCAUCACCGCAAGUAUCUUGCAGCUGGGUAUCUCCGAGAAAAUGGGACAGUUCUUCUCUAGUCUUGCAGUCGUCAUUGCAGGGUUUACCAUCGCUUUCGCCUACAACUGGCUUCUCACACUAACGACGAGCUCCGGGCUGGUCUUCAUCGCCAUCGUGUAUGCCAUCACCACGCCGCCAAUCAUCAAGAGGUUGAAGGAUGUCCAGGACAUGGAUAUCCAGGCUGCCUCCGUCGCGACCGAGGCUUUCAGCUCAAUCCGAAUGCUUGCUGCGUGCGGUGCCGAAUUCAAGUUGCUUGCAAAGUAUGGAAUAUUGGCAGAUCAAUCACGGAAGAGGGGUGCUGGUAUGGCUUGGCUCAUUGCGGUUCAACAAGGAUUGAUUUUCUUCGCCAUCUACGCAACCUUCGCUCUGUCAUUCUGGUACGCUUUCCAGAUGUACACUAUGAUGGCCCUGACGACUCCCACAUCCUUGAUCGUUGUUCUUCUCUGCAUUAUGAUGAUGGCCUCCUCUUUGGGUCAAAUCACUGCGCCACUACAGUCCGCAUCGCAGGCCGCCGACGCCAACGCCAUCUUCCACACCAUCAUAGACGCCCCCAAAGCUACGUACGGAACGCUCAGGGCGCCCGAGGUCUCGGCCGCUGAAGAUAUCGUUUUCCAGGCCGUCAACUUUGUGUACCCCAAGCGUCCCGACGUGAAGAUCUUGGACAACCUGUUCCUCACGUUCCCUGCCGGCAAAGUCACUGCCAUUGUGGGUCCUUCGGGUUCCGGAAAGAGCACAAUCGUUGGCAUUCUGGAGAGAUGGUACGAGUUCAAUGGUGACAUGCAGACUAAUCAACUGGUUCUCUGGCUCCGCAACGGUAUCAUCAGUGUCGGCGGCCGGUUACUCAGCGAGAUCGAUCCCAAGUGGUGGCGUAGUCAAAUCGGCUUGGUCCAACAAGACAACGCUCUCUUCAACACUACUAUCUUCAAGAACGUCGAGUACGGUCUCAUCGGGACUGAAUGGGAGCACAAGUCCCAGGCGGUUAAGGCAAGGCUGAUUGAAGAGGCGUGCAAGGACGCCUUUGCCGAUGAAUUCAUCUCACGUUUGCCAGAGGGAUACCAAACUGAAGUUGGUGAUGCUGGUAUCAAGCUCAGCGGUGGUCAGCGCCAGCGUCUCGCCAUUGCUCGUGCCAUCGUCAAGCAGCCCAAGAUCCUCAUUCUCGACGAGGCCACUUCCGCCAUCGAUGUCCGCAGCGAGCAGAUUGUACAGGCCGCUCUCGACCGUGCAUGCAAGGGACGCACAACCAUCAUCAUCGCCCAUCGCCUCGGAACCAUCAAGAAGGCCGACAACAUCAUUCUCCUGCGCAAGGGCCAGGUCGUCCAGCAGGGUACGCACGAAGAGCUCAUGUCCCAGGUCGACGGUCCUUACCACCUUCUGGCUACUGCACAGAAGCUCGACAUGGGCGUCGAAGAGGAAGAGGAUGUCCUCUUUGGUGACCUCAGCUGGAGACGACCCGAGCCUGAGCGUCUUUCUGUUCACAAGUCUCUUCAAGGAGGCAGCAGUACCGGGGAUCUCACCGAGAAGAGACCCAGUAGCGAGGGCACUUCCACGGGCAUGCUUCAACAUCUCCACGAGAUUAACGGCUCUGACGAGGAGCUCGAGCGCAUCGAAGCCGGUAGCUUGAGAGUUGUCAGGGAGCCAAGAGGAUGUCUCGGUCGAUGGAGAGCAUUCCACAUGUUCGGUAGCUUUGGUCAGCUGCUCGGCGAGCAGAGGAAGAGAUGGAAGACGUACAUCAUCAUUGCAUUUGCAGCACUCGGUGCUGGAGCGAGCACUCCCGUUCAAGCUUACCUCUUCGCGGUUCUGGUUUCUCUCUUCUCUUACUGGGGCAACUUCCUAAGAGUCAUCGCCAAUCAUUGGUGUGAGAUGUUCAUGUAUCUCGCUACAGGUGUGGGAGUCAGUCACUUCCUGCUCGGCUGGGCUACCACCACCAUCGGCUUCGGUAUCGUCCGCGUCUAUCGCAAGGAGUACUUCCGAAACAUCAUCUACAAGCCUUCUUCAUUCUUCGACGCCGAGGGCAACUCCGCUGGUUCCCUGACGGCCCGCCUCGCCACCGAUCCUACCAUGCUCCAGCAGCUCCUAGGCACAAACAUGGCUUUCGUUCUCAUCUCGCUGUUCAACGUCAUCGGCUGCGUUGUCGUUGGUCUCGUCUUCGGCUGGAAGCUCACCCUUGUCGCGCUCGGCACAUCCAUGCCCAUCAUCGUGGCAGCCAUGUUCUACCGUGUGAGGCACGAGACCAGCUUCGAGACUGCCAACAAUGCCGUCUUUGCCGAAAGUGCCAAGUUUGCGUCGGAGAGCAUCAGUGCGAUCCGCACCGUCUCUAGUCUUACGAUGGAAGACGGAAUUUGCGACCGCUACGACAACUUGCUCAGGGACCACAUCAAGGAUGCUUUCCGCAAGUCUCGCUUUUCCGUCAUGGUCUUUUCUUUCAGCGAUAGUAUUUCGCUGCUCUGCAUGGCUUUCGUACUUUGGUACGGUGGCAAGCUGCUUGCCGGGCAUGAGUACACGCCCUUCCAGUACAUGGUUGUCUACAUUGCGGUUGUUCAAGGCGGCAUGAGCGCCGGUCAAUGGCUCAGUUUUGGUCCCAACAUUGCCAAGGCAAAGACAGCAGCCGAUCGCAUCCUGGCUCUCCGUGAGAACGAAGACGACGACAACCAACCCCAGAAGGGCGUCAGCGACAUCAUCCCCUACGAAGUUCACUACGAGAAGGGUGUCGAGAUCGACUUCAAGGACGUCUGGUUCAGCUACCCCACAAGACCCCUCCCCGUCCUCAAGGGCCUGGACCUCAGAAUCGAGCGAGGCCAAUUCGCCGCCAUCGUUGGACCUUCCGGCUCCGGCAAGACGACGAUCAUCUCCCUCCUCGAGCGCUUCUACACCCUCCAGGCCGGCGGCGAGAUCUUGUACAACGGACACGACAUCAAGACGCUCGACCUCGUCAACUACCGCAAGAACAUCUCUCUCGUCUCCCAAGAGCCCAAUCUCUUCACCGGCUCCAUCCGCGAGAACAUCCUACUCGGUAUCGAAGACGAGGACGCCGUCUCAGACGAAGCGAUCCACGCCGCGGCGCGGGAUGCAGGUAUCCACGACUUCAUCAUCUCUUUACCCGAGGGCUACAACACCCAAGUCGGCAACGCCGGCGUCACACUCUCCGGAGGCCAGAAGCAGCGCGUCUCCAUCGCGAGAGCGCUCAUCCGCCGGCCGUCGCUGCUGCUGCUCGACGAAGCGACGAGCGCGCUGGACAGCGAGACAGAACGCGGCGUCCAGGCCGUGUUUGACGCCACCAAGGGCAGCCGGACGAUGAUCAUGGUCGCUCACAGGCUCGCGACGGUGCAGAAUGCCGACGUCAUCUUUGUCAUGGCGGACGGUAAGGUCGUUGAGCGGGGUGAUCACGCGAGUUUGAUUGCCGAGAAGGGCAUUUACUUCCAGAUGUGUCAAUCACAAGCGUUGGAUAAAUAA
Molecule: messenger RNA, 4023 nt
Organism: Colletotrichum paranaense
Lineage: Eukaryota; Fungi; Ascomycota; Sordariomycetes; Glomerellales; Glomerellaceae
Product: ABC transporter
Exons: 16
Coding region: 1-4023 (1340 amino acids)
Biological process (GO): transmembrane transport
Cellular component (GO): membrane
Molecular function (GO): ATP hydrolysis activity; ATP binding; ABC-type transporter activity
Source: RefSeq, a predicted model, not a curated record